Molecule: messenger RNA, 1056 nt
Organism: Melampsora larici-populina 98AG31
Lineage: Eukaryota; Fungi; Basidiomycota; Pucciniomycetes; Pucciniales; Melampsoraceae
Exons: 2
Coding region: 14-682 (222 amino acids)
Source: RefSeq, a predicted model, not a curated record
UUCUACCAACUUAAUGACCUUCAUCAACGAUGUGAAUAAAGAUUUCGAGAAACUCAAAUCGGUUGGUUUUACUUGGGAUGAGGAUAUCGUCAAGGGUAUGGUCUUUCAACUCUGUGCCCCAACUACUGGGGAGUAUGGUAUGGACAUUAUAAAUGCGACUCUCGACGCGCAAUACCAGCUAGACAAGAAACCCUUUUCCUCUACUGAGGUACGAGCAGCCAUGCAAAAUCUCAUCACAACUCGUAGAACGGUACAUGAGAGUGAAGGGAUUCAAGCACUCAGCAGCUCUUUCGCUCAAAUGAACACCGGCAAUUUGAAUAACCGAUUCGACAAUCAGCCUCGAUUUACUCCUCCGCGUUACUCGACUCCCAGUAAACCAAUUUUGAUGAACUUUACUGGACCUACCCCUCCGGGCCCGAUUUCAGCUUUGAUCAAAGACAGAAACAAAUCGGAAAUCAACCCGAUCAAGCCCGGACAAGCAGCAGCUCCCAAAGUACUUCAAGGCCUUUUUCAAUGCUUUCAUGGUGGCGUGUUCGGUCAUGGAACUCAGCGUUGUCCUCUUUGGAUGAAACGAAUCAAUCGCACGGCGCCUCACUUUUGGGAUUGGAGAAAGACGAAUCUCAAUAGAUUUUACAGUAUACAAGCUUUAGGCCUUAAUCCCUCUUCAAUCUCGGCUCGUUAAAUUCAAGUAGAACAUACUCCUUCAUCAUAUACGCCAUCUCAAGUAUCGGCAUCAACCGUAGCUUGGAGUGCAGAAGGCAAUCAACCUGACUCUGUCCCCACAGAGUAUUUGUUGGACAGCGGUGCCACGCAUCAUGAAAAGGAAACCUCCGAGUGAAGGCGACGAACGGAUCUGAUGUCAUCAUCACAGAUGUCUAUUACAGUCCUCAAGCUACAGGAAUGCUUAUUUCUCAAGCAGCGCUGGUCAAAAAUGGAGCAAAGUUAUGGUUCUGGGGAAAUGAUGUUAUUUUGAGAAUGAGAGAUGGUCUAUCAGUAGCAGCUUCUUAUUGUAAUCGGCGCUGGGUUAUAAAUGCAAUCCAAACUCAUGUUAUCACC